This is a messenger RNA of Brassica oleracea var. oleracea, 3336 nucleotides long. Its product is annotated as major centromere autoantigen B-like. The coding region runs from base 1945 to 3042 and encodes 365 amino acids. The transcript is spliced from 7 exons. Gene Ontology annotation, molecular function: DNA binding. NCBI's taxonomy places the organism in Eukaryota, Viridiplantae, Streptophyta, Magnoliopsida, Brassicales, Brassicaceae. Gene Ontology annotation, biological process: regulation of DNA-templated transcription. The record is from RefSeq and is a predicted model, not a curated record.
CAAAAUUCUUUGUAUCAUAAAUCUUCUUCGUUCGAUCUCAGUGGCUCUGCGGCUUCUUAUGGUAUGAUGCCAAAGGAUUGUAAUCUGGUGGAUGAAUAUUUGAAGUUUUUUGUUUUUGUUUUUGGUUUCGGGCAACUCUUUCUUCCUUUGGAUCUGGAAUCGAUAGCCUUUUUUGGGGUGACGACGCUGAGUUCGAAGAGGGUGUAUGUGAUAAUGAGUUCAGGACCAGGGAAUUUUUGUCUGGUCCACGUCAGCCUCGUGCCUGUGCUUAAUGUUGUUGGUGAACAUGUCAAUUAUAUUACUUUCGUUUUCCCGAAAUGAAGCAGCCAUGAUGUUGACACCAUUUGAUUCUAUUAAACCUCAUUUUGAUUUGUUGUUUUCUUUCAAAACCUAAAGCCGGCACAGCAUAGUGUCCUGACGUUUGGGCUUGACACCAGAUAUCUUAGCUUGUCGGAGCACAAAGAACUAUUGGAACGAACACAAUCGAUAUCACUCUCUUUCUUUAUUUGGCUUUGUUUUAUGCUAAUAAAUUUUAUCUGAAAGGCCGUUUUUGUUCUAUCUUCCUGGUGCAGACUGGAGCACAAAUCAUUUACGCCAAAUACUCAGGAACCGAGGUUGAGUUCAACGAUAUUCUCAAGGAAGAUGACAUCGUUGGCAUUCUUGAGACAGAGGACAUCAGAGAUCUCAAGCCCUUGAAUGACUGACUCCUGUGUUUUAAAUGGCGCAUGGCGCUCUAAGGCGAGGAGGUUGGAGCCAUGCGCCUUGCGCCAUGGCACUCCAAGGCGCUCGCCUUAUGGUUAGGAUGCAUUCAAACGUGGUUUAGUUAUAUACAGCUUUAGAGGAACUUAGAUAUGCAUUGAUAGAUGUUCUUAGGUUAGAAGUGUAUGUGUUAGCUACAGACGUGUAACUAUUUCUAUGGUUACGUACAGAAGAUAGUUACAGAGUAGACUUGUAUAUAACAAUAGUACAGUCAGCUAUACCAAACUGUCUUAUUUAUACACACUAAUAUAGUCAGCAACGAGUUAGUCAUGCACACUAAUAUAGUCAGAUAUGUACACACAUAUAAACCCCAAAACACCAAAACAAAGAACUUGAAACUAAAAAACUAAAUUCAAUUGCUCAAAUCCAACAAAACCUAUAACUCUGAAAAACUAAGCAUUAUGUUUUAGGGAUAUUUAAAUGUCGAUAAAGUAGUGAUAGAGUUCCAAGAUGUUUUAAGGAUUCCGUCAAAGUAGUGUUUAACGGAAAAUACAAGGCGCGCCUUAAGAGGUUCAAAGGCGCUUAUAUUUAAGCCAAUGGCGCACCAUGGCGAGCGCCUUGAGGAACUAGGGCUCGCCUUAGAAGACUGAGGCGUUAAGACCAUCGCCCCGGUGCGCCUUGCGCCUUGGCGCAAAAGGCGAUCGCCUUUUAAAACACAGACUGACUCUUCAUUAAGAAAACUAAAACCGGCACAGCAUAGUGUCCGAGGCUUGGGCUUGACACCAGAUAUCUUAGCUUGUCGGAGCACAAAGGUUUGUCUCAUCUAGAAAUUUUGAGUAUCUUGGUGUUGUUUAUCUUCUAUUUCUGAUACAAAAUUCUCAAAUCUUUUUCUUCAUUAAGGCACUUGAAGAGAAUGUAAAAGAAAAACUAGCUCCAGUUUUGCGAUUGUCCCGGCGGUAAGAUGCUGCUAAUAUUACCCGCUUAUGGUUGUUGUUUCAGCUUGAGUAUCCCUUUUUUCUUUGCCUUUACGAGUAAGAAAAUGGCUACGCUCCCACCGGGGUAGCACCAAAAUUUCUCGGCAUCUCAUCCUCCUGUUGCUGAUAAAGCUGCUAAAGGCUUGAGGAUGUAUUCCCUGCAACGCAAAGGCAACAGGAGCCUAGAAAAGAUAAUAUUGGAAGCUGUAAUGAUUACAUGUUGGUUGAAAGUAUUGGAGGGUUUUGUUGAGAGAGGAGAGCAAGAGCAAAUAUGGCGGCACCAAAUCCAGCAAAUAUGGCGGCGGCACCGAAUCCUCCACUAGAUCUCCCUCCCAAGAGUCCUGAAGUGAUCCUUUUGCUCAAGCGUUUCAUACGGAAGGAGGAGAUGCCUCAUUGUGCUGUAAAGGUUCUUGCCGAUUCAGAUCUCCAAGUCACAGUAUCCACUAACGCCUGGACUGCAGCAGCGUAUCCUUAUUUUGAAGAAGAUGAAUACUGGUUUUUUCUGCAUAGGAAACAAGCUUCUAAGGAUAAGAAGAAUGUUGAUAGAAGGCUUGGAGACUUGGGGACAUGGAAGGCAAGGGGCAGGAGUACUAACAUCUACAUUGGUGCGCAGCUGGUAGGCAUCAAACAGAAGUAUGAACUAAUUAAAGGCAAAGUUAAAACUGGAUGGUUCCAAUUCGAGUACACAAGGUUUUCCAACAAGUUCGAGAAAAUCUGUGUAGCCCAUCUCAUCUUUGCCAAGAAGCCUGAAGUGGAUUAUCCUUCUGAUAUCAGUGAUGAAGAAGAAGAAGAAGAAGAAGAAGAAGAAGAAGAAGAAUCUGCUGAUGAGGAAGAGCAGGGUUUGCAGGUACAGGCUCAUGAGGUUGAACUUGUGAAUGAGCAGCAGAGUCUGCAUGAGCAGGUGUUGAACUUGGAAGAAGAAGAAGCUGCUGCUUCUGAUGAGGUAGAGCAGACACUUGUGAAUGAGGAGCAGAGGUUGCAGCAGGUACAGGCUCAUGAGGUUGAACUUGGGAAUGAGCAUCAGGGUCUGCAGGAGCAGGUGGUCAACUUUGCUCAUGAGGAAGCGCUGACAUUUGUGAAUGGGCAGCAGGGGCAUUUUCUGGACGAUGACGAGGAGUGGGCUCGCUUCUUGAACACUGACGAUGAUGGUCUGGCGAUUGAUGACUUGUUCGAAGAUGGUGAUUCAGAAAAGACGCUAGAACAUGUGAACGAGCAGCAGAGUCUGCAGGAUCAGGUGCUGAACUUGGAAGAAGAAGCUGCUGCUGCUGAUGAUGAUGAGGAAGAGCAGACACAUGUGAAUGAGGUGGAGCAGCAGGGGGGGUUGCAGGUACAUGCUCAUGAGGGUGAACUUGGAAGAAGCAGCUGCUGAUGAUACGUGGACUCGCUACUUGAACACGAUGUUUGAUGAGUUCUUGGGAGAUGAUAAUUCAGAAAGACACUAGAAGAUUAAAUGAAGCUUCAUGUCGUUGAACUUGUUGUGUUUUGUCCUGAGACUUCUCUUAUGUUUUGUCUUGAGACUUCUCUUAUGUUUUGUCGUUAGACUUCUCGUUUUGGAAACAGCUUUUACCACGUGACUGCAUAUCUUCUACCUCCAGAUUAGUGGUACUGAGAAAUUAGCUUGCAUUCAGAAACUUGAGCUAUAGAGAGUUGCAUCACUUCCUUA